Molecule: messenger RNA, 333 nt
Organism: Spirometra erinaceieuropaei
Lineage: Eukaryota; Metazoa; Platyhelminthes; Cestoda; Diphyllobothriidea; Diphyllobothriidae
Source: the annotation of a GenBank genome assembly
AUGGUGCGUCAUCUCCACGACGGCAUGACGGCGCACGUCAUAGACAAUGGAACCGUAUCAGAGGCACUCUCAACGAUCGACGGAGUGGAGCAGGGCUGCGUCCUCGCGCAUACCCUCUUCAGUCCCAUGUUCUCUGCCAUGCUAAUGGACGCCUACCGUGAUGAACGUCCUGAGAUCCGCGUCGCCUACAGGACGGACGGCCAACUCCUCAAACACCGGCGAAUGCAUUUCCAGUCGCGUGCAUCCGCAACACCGUCCAUGAACUUCUCUUCGUCUAAGACUGUGCCCUCAAGGCCACCGCGGAAGGGGACGUGCAAAGGAGCAUUGAUCUAG